UGUCCAAGAUAAAGAGCAUACACACGACUAUAAAUUGCUGGGCAAAUAGCACCUCAGUACUGUAGGCCGACCCACUACCCAAGUUCAUAUAUGGCUCGUCACACCACUCGCGACUCCGAAGAUUCAGCCUUCCCCCAACUUCAAGGACCCGUAUUCAUGAGGCGGCCUUCGCAGGCCUCCAUAGACCACCUGUCCAACCCCCGGCUUCCUGCACGCUAUCUCCAAGCAGCGUUGAAAAUGAACUCCCAAAUAUGCUGCAAGACACAAAGAAUAAUUAGAGACUUAGCUCUUCGUCAUAUCGAUUUUUCGAUACCGUAUCUGGAGCAGUCUCAAUCACAGAUAGAAUUUUUUAAGAGAGAGGUCCUACUCGACAUGAAGCUGUCGCACCUGAUAUGGUACCAAGAUGCUUGGGUAGUUGAAGUGUUCCUUCGCAUAAUAUACCAUCGCCCGAGAAUCAUGAAAAACUUUCAGCAACUGGACUCCGAGCUUCAAAUUACACAGCAUGACCAUCCUUGUCAGAGACAAUCAAACGUUCGCUCUAUCAAUCUAGCUACUCAGCCUGAAGAUGUACAGCAUGACCGUCCGCAUCAAAUGUCAUUCACCGUUUGCUCUAAUAAUCAGGCUACUCACUGGCAGCCUGAGGAUGUACAGGUUCUUCCCUAUUCUACUGACAAUUAUGCUCAAGGUCGUCUAACAUACAUGUUAUAGCAUGACUUUGUUUGCUCUGAUAAUCGGGCUACCCCACCUAAGGAUGAUCAGGUGAACACGGUUCAAGGCGGCGGUUCCUCGGGCACAGCGUCAUGUCUAGUUCUGUUGUCAACCCUCCUGGCUUCAAUGCCAGGUUUGCACCGCUUCCAUGCGAUAAUCAUGGAAGCCGGCCUGUCCACUGACCAACACUUGCAACAUUUCUUCCGAAUGACAUCUACGGGGAGGGAGAAAUUCAUCACACAAGCACUCACGGAGACCUCUAGCCUGUUUGAACGAGUUGUGAUCAUGGAUAUUCUAGAAGAAUUAAGGAACGACAUUCUAGUUGGUACUGUAGAGCUACGACACUAGGUUCGUCACGUGCAGCGUGUGAUUAUGUCAUACUCAGUGUCACUG
Suillus subaureus is the source of this 1101-nucleotide messenger RNA. RefSeq lists its product as uncharacterized. The record is from RefSeq and is a predicted model, not a curated record. The transcript has 8 exons. The coding region runs from base 91 to 708 and encodes 205 amino acids. Lineage: Eukaryota; Fungi; Basidiomycota; Agaricomycetes; Boletales; Suillaceae.